AUGGCUACACUCCGUGGAGAGCGACAGCCAGAGAUCAGCAAGAAGCUCUUUAAGAUGAUCAAGACGGAGAACCACAUCAUCGAUGCCUACGAAUCUGCAGGGCGAGACCGGAUCUCCGUGGCAUCUCAAUUGUCCGAAUGGGGCGAGUCGACAGGAGAUGCUGCCAUCUCUGACCUGUCGGACAAGCUGGGCGUCGUUCUCGCCGAGAUUGGGGAGCAGGAAGACAAUUAUGCUCAGAAUCUAGAAGACUCUCGCAAUGUUUUGAAGCAUAUUCGAAACACGGAGAGCUCCGUCCAGCCUGCUCGUGACCACAAGGCAAAGCUCAUUGAUGAGAUUCACAAGAACAAGCAGCGGGAUCCCGGCAGCUCCAAGGUAACUACGUUGGAGCAAGAGCUUGUCAGGGCAGAGGCUCAGGCCCUGGUUGCUGAGGCACAGUUGACCAAUAUGACACGGCAAAAGUUCAAAGAGUCCUACGACAUGCAACUGGCGGCCACGAUUGAAAGGGCUGAGAAACAGUUGAUACUCGCUCGGCAUGGACGCAGAAUCCUGAAUCUGCUCGAUGACACCCCGUUGGUGCCGGGCGAGGCACGUAAGCCUUACGAAGCAACAGAGCAAGGAAAGCAAGUCCUUGAGGAAGCAGAACAGGAGUUGCGCUCGUGGGAGCCUAGUAUGGAGCCGGUCACGUCGUCUGCCGGAGGAGUCGGGGCUGGAAUGCUCCCAACCCAACCCCGAGAGCAGGCGGCGAAUGGAGAUUAUACUGACGGCGGGCGAGAGGAGAUCACGUACGAGAAGGAGACGUUGACUGUUAACGAGCCUGGAGGAGCUGGAACACACAUUGCGUCCUGA
Messenger RNA from Uncinocarpus reesii 1704, 846 nucleotides. RefSeq lists its product as uncharacterized. Gene Ontology annotation, molecular function: lipid binding. Lineage: Eukaryota; Fungi; Ascomycota; Eurotiomycetes; Onygenales; Onygenaceae. Gene Ontology annotation, cellular component: plasma membrane; eisosome filament. The record is from RefSeq and is a predicted model, not a curated record. The transcript is spliced from 2 exons. Gene Ontology annotation, biological process: eisosome assembly; negative regulation of protein kinase activity; endocytosis. The coding region runs from base 1 to 846 and encodes 281 amino acids.